Messenger RNA from Aspergillus tanneri, 414 nucleotides. RefSeq names its product EthD domain-containing protein. Lineage: Eukaryota; Fungi; Ascomycota; Eurotiomycetes; Eurotiales; Aspergillaceae. The record is from RefSeq and is a predicted model, not a curated record. Gene Ontology annotation, molecular function: oxidoreductase activity. The transcript has a single exon. Bases 1 to 414 code for a protein of 137 amino acids.
AUGACAUUCAAAGUCCUCGUCUACGCCCACCGCCUCCCAGGAAUCUCCCCAGAAGAUUUCAAGCAGCACUACGAAGCACACAUCGAGCUCUUCAAGCGCCUGGUCGGCGACGACUUCCCGCUCUCCCACAGGCGCGUCUACAUUGCUCGCACGGCCGUCGAAGCGGCGCCAGACGGUGCCUCGGCACGCAACGCGACAACUCCAGCAACCGUGGUUGUCGGCCAACAAUCCGACUACGAUUAUGACUGUCUGGCCGAGAUGACGUUCGCGGAUCAGGCGAGCUGGGAGGCCUGCGUGGCGAAGGCCUAUGCCCCCGAAAUCAGUGCGCAGAUUGCGGCGGACGAGGAUAAGUUCUAUGACCGCUCGAAGACGGGGGUGGUCAUUGUUGGGGACGUCACGGAGACCACGAAAUAA